AUGGGAUACUGUAAUUGCAUUCGUAACGGAUAUGGUUUCGAUACAAAACUAGCAGUCCUCGAGUUCGAUGACAAUGCGUACAUCGCGUCUGACUACUUCUCUACUGCUGAUCUAUUCCGUCUCAGUGGAUCUAGUUUGUUUAGAAAAAAGAAACUUUACGUCGGUGCGACAAGAAUGAGAAUUUUUAACCUCACUUUCUUGUUACUUAGCAUCUUAGUGAUUUUCUCUGCUGUGAACGUUGCUGAAUGCGGACUUGGAAAAAAAUUGAAGAAGCUUGCAAAAAAAGUUUUCAAGUACAUUCCUGGUCACAAGAUAACGUAUACGAAACAAUUUUGAUGAACUGGAUGUCAUUUUCACAAUAUUAAAUAUUAUAUUUCCAACACGAAUAUGAAUACUUCUACCU
Molecule: messenger RNA, 403 nt
Organism: Cylicocyclus nassatus
Lineage: Eukaryota; Metazoa; Nematoda; Chromadorea; Rhabditida; Strongylidae
Source: the annotation of a GenBank genome assembly